AUGAAUCCGGCCGUUCCUCCCCGUGACGAUAUAUUAAUCAAAAUUGAAAUAGCAACGGGGUAUACUUUCACCAACCCGGUGUUCUGCCUCAAGGCUCUUCAGACAGCUGGUUGUGCUACAGCCGGUGGGCAAAAAUCCCUGGCCCAAGUCGGAGAUGCUGCCUUGAGGCUAGCUCUGGUGACGAUUGGCUACGGAAAAGGAGCUUCAAGAGGACAGAUCGAUAGCGCAUUAAGAACCAAAGCAUCGAAUUCUCAUCUCGCUGAUCAGGGCUUCAAGAGAGGCUUCGAUGGAUGUGUGUAUCGAAUCGGGGGAGUCGACGUUUCUAUGAAAAUGAUGGCUACCGCAGUCCAAGCCGUCCUUGGUGCUGUGUUUCUGGACUGCAACAAAAACAUCUAUCGAUCGCCAACUCCGUAUCCCGAUGAUUAG
Molecule: messenger RNA, 426 nt
Organism: Histoplasma capsulatum G186AR
Lineage: Eukaryota; Fungi; Ascomycota; Eurotiomycetes; Onygenales; Ajellomycetaceae
Exons: 3
Coding region: 1-426 (141 amino acids)
Biological process (GO): RNA processing
Molecular function (GO): ribonuclease III activity
Source: RefSeq, a predicted model, not a curated record